Molecule: messenger RNA, 1265 nt
Organism: Sciurus carolinensis (gray squirrel)
Lineage: Eukaryota; Metazoa; Chordata; Mammalia; Rodentia; Sciuridae
Gene: Ctss
Product: cathepsin S
Exons: 8
Coding region: 160-1155 (331 amino acids)
Biological process (GO): immune response
Cellular component (GO): lysosome
Molecular function (GO): cysteine-type endopeptidase activity
Source: RefSeq, a predicted model, not a curated record
UCAAAGUUUACUUCCUCAGUGUGGAUGCAUCAUGUGACAAGUUCCAAUUUCUGUUUAAAGUCAAUUAACUGAAGUCUCCUUGCUACCUUUGAAAUCUCUGGAGCAAUCACAUCAAUUCAACAAGUCUUACUAUUGGGAGCACCUGCUGAUUCUAUCAGAAUGAAAUGGCUGGUUUGUGUGGCCCUGGUAUACGCCUCUGCAAUGGCACAGCUGCAUAAAGAUCCUGCCCUGGAUCACCACUGGGAUCUCUGGAAGAAAACUUAUGGCAAACAAUACAAAGAAAAGAAUGAAGAAGCAGCACGACGUCUCAUCUGGGAAAAGAAUCUCAAGUUUGUGAUGCUUCACAACCUGGAGCAUUCAAUGGGAAUGCAUUCAUAUGAUCUAGGCAUGAACCACCUGGGAGACAUGACCAGUGAAGAAGUGGUGUCUUUAAUGAGUUCCCUGAGAAUUCCCAGUCAAUGGCAGAGAAAUGGCACUUAUAAGUCAAACCCUAAUCAGAAAUUGCCAGACUCUCUGGACUGGAGAGAGAAGGGAUGUGUUACUGAAGUCAAAUACCAGGGUUCCUGUGGUGCUUGCUGGGCUUUCAGUGCUGUGGGAGCCCUAGAAGCACAACUGAAGUUGAAAACAGGAAAUCUGAUAUCUCUCAGUGCCCAGAAUCUGGUGGAUUGUUCAACUGAAAAAUAUAGGAAUAAAGGCUGCAAUGGUGGCUUCAUGACAGAGGCUUUCCAAUACAUCAUUGAUAACAAUGGCAUUGAUUCAGAAGCUUCCUAUCCCUACAAAGCCAUGGAUGAAAAGUGCCAUUAUGACUCAAAAAAUCGUGCUGCCACAUGUUCAAAGUACACGGAACUUCCCUUUGGUGAUGAAGAUGCCCUGAAGGAAGCUGUGGCCAAUAAAGGACCCGUGUCUGUUGCUAUAGAUGCAAGUCAUCCUUCUUUCUUCCUCUACAAAAGUGGUGUCUACUAUGACCCAUCCUGUACUCAGAAUGUGAAUCAUGGUGUACUAGUGGUUGGCUAUGGUAACCUUAAUGGGAAAGACUACUGGCUUGUGAAAAAUAGCUGGGGCCUCUACUUUGGUGAACAAGGAUAUAUUCGGAUGGCAAGAAAUAGUAAAAAUCACUGUGGGAUUGCCAGUUAUUCCUCUUACCCAGAAAUUUAGAGGAUCUCUUCGUUUUAAAACAAGUGAAGAAGAUGAAAUGCUUUCUCUUAAUUUUGUCUGCUGUAGAGAUAAAGAUGAAAUGUAUCAUCAUCAAUAUAUAUUUACCAUUA